AUGGCAGAUUCAGCUUCAAACACGGACAAGCUGGAACUGGAGGCCGUUAACGGCUUUAAUGGACAGGUGUAUUCUGGACUUAUUGUUCAUCCAGACACAGAGCACCUCAUCUAUCCUCUGGGACCCACAAUCAUCCUGAAACGAAUCAAAGAUGGCAAGCAGGAGUUUUUUCAGGGACACACAAAGAAUGUGUGCAGUAUCUCAGUGUCCAAAAGUGGCUCAUACAUUGCUUCUGGCCAAGUCAACUCUAUGGGCUUUAAGGCUCCUGUCAUUAUAUGGGACUAUGCACAAAGAGUGAUCUACACCCACCUUGAGCUCCACAAAGUCAAGGUGGAGUCUGUGAGCUUCUCUCCCAGUGAGAAGUAUCUGGUGUCACUUGGAGGUUUGGAUGAUGGCCGGAUCAUUGUUUGGGAUAUUGAGUCUCAGCAAGCCAUUUGUGCUUGCUCAUCAUCAGCUUUCAGUGAUGUCAUCUGCCUCACCCUAAAAUACUCCAACACAAAUGACAACAUGUUUGUUUCUGCUGGAAAUGGACCUAUAAUCAUCUGGGAGAUAGACCUUCCCAACAGAAGGAUCAGGCCAACACCAUGUCAUGCAGGGAAGCUGAAGAGGAAAGUCAAAUGUAUUGAGAUCACAGAAGAUGAUGAAUUCAUGUUCUGUGGCACCACCAGUGGAGACAUAAUCAAAUUCAACCUGAAGACCGGUCUCCUGAAUACCUUUUGGCCAAAUAAAAAGAAAUGCUCCCAGGGUGUCCAGGCCCUGAAGAUGCUAACGUCUGGGGACUUUCUUGUUGGCACUGGAGCGGGAAUAGUCUUUCUCAAUUCUGGGAGCAACUUUAAAAUUCUUAAACAAGUUCAGCUGCAGAAUUGUGUGACCUCCGUUACAGCAAUAGGAGAAGGUCAGCAGUUCUUUGUAGGUACAGAUGCUGCUGAGAUCUACUGCGUCAACUUUGAGAACUUCAAGUCUGAACUCUCAUCCACCUGUCAUAACAGCACUAUCAAUGGUGUCACCAUCCCUGUUUUCACAUCUGAUUUGUUUCUCACAUGGUCCAAGGAUGACAUCAGGCUGUGGCUCAAACACAAACCCAAAGACAUCCUGCGUAUGACUAUACCUAAUAUGACCUGCAACACUGUAGACAUCAUGUUUGAUGGCCAAAGCAUCAUUACCGGAUGGAAUGAUGGUAAGAUACGUACUUUUAACUCGGUCAGUGGUCACCUCAUGCGGACUAUUGACUGUGCACACAUCAAUGGUGUAACAGCUAUUGCUGGCAUGAGGGACAACAAGAGGAUUGUCAGUGGAGGAGAAGAAGGACAGGUAUGUGUUUGGGAGCUGCUGACCAAAGGCCACCGACUGCUAGAGAGCAUGAAGCAGCACCGAGCCGCAGUCAACUGUAUCAAGAUCACAAGUGAUGACAGGCAGUGUGUGUCUGCCAGCUCUGAUGGGUCCUGUAUCAUCUGGGACUUAGAGCGAUUUGAAAGGUGCCAAAUAGUGCUCGCCAACACGCUGUUCAAGACGGUGGUCUACCACCCAGAGGAGUUUCACAUCGUUACUAGUGGCACUGACAGACAGAUUACCUACUGGGAUGUGCUCGAUGGCUCGAUCAUCAGAGUGCUGCAGGGUUCACUGUCUGAAACAAUCUACAGCAUGGACAUCACACAGGAUGGCCAACACUUUGUGACAGGGGGAGGUGACGGGCUGGUGAAGGUGUGGGAUUACAUGCGUGGUGAGGUAACACAUGUCGGGAUCGCUCCCGGUGGUGCCAUCACCGGUGUCAAGAUCCACCACCAUACUGUGGUCACAACAAGCAUCGAUGGAGCCAUACUGACAUGGAGGUUCCCCUACCCAAAACAGUGAUUGUAUAAAUGAUAAUAACAAUGAUAAUAAAGAUACAGCAUGUUGAAA
Molecule: messenger RNA, 1899 nt
Organism: Thalassophryne amazonica
Lineage: Eukaryota; Metazoa; Chordata; Actinopteri; Batrachoidiformes; Batrachoididae
Gene: cfap52
Product: cilia and flagella associated protein 52
Exons: 14
Coding region: 1-1851 (616 amino acids)
Biological process (GO): cilium assembly
Molecular function (GO): protein binding
Source: RefSeq, a predicted model, not a curated record